GACGUCACUUUGGCGCCGAAUCAUACAGAGUAAAGCGCGCGGAAGAAAACAUUGAGCCUUCGGAUAUAAUUUACAAUAAAAAUACGUCAAAACUUGCGGGUAUUUGCGGUUUACUAAGGAGCAACAGUGCAAGAGACCACCAUGCAGCGAAGCAUAGCGUCCUUUUUUCAGCCGAAGAAAGGCAAUGAGAAGAAUGAUGGACAGCUCAAAGCAAAGUCUGAACCUGUUAAAAGUCCUCUCAAAAUUCAGAAUGGCGUAAAGGAAAGCGAUUCACCUGUGAAGAAGGUUAACAAGCGCAGCAGACCAAUUAUAGACAGCGAUGAUGAAGAUCAGCCAAUGGUUAAAGAGCAGGUCACCAAGCACAAUGAAGCCCAAGCAGUAAAGCCUGAGAAGGCUGUGUCCACUCCUGUGUCUCCAAAACCCCCCGUGACCCCAUCAACACCUGUCACUUCAAAUAACUCGGUUGGCAUGGUAACCCCCGCUUCCUCAGGUACUCCAGGAACACCGGCGACUCCGACAUCAACAUCACCGUCAGGCAUUCCCAAACGCAAAACAGCUCGCAAACAGUUCCCCAAGAGAAAACUGGAAAGCAGAAGCGAUGGAGAAGGAACGAAAGAGGAUGAGAAGGGGGUAGAGGAAGGUCAUGAGAGUAAAAGAGCACGAGUAGAGGACUCACCUGGUCAGACAGAGAAUGAGAGCGAGAUGAUGGAGGUGGAAGAGAAGAGCGGAGACGAAAAGCCUAUGGUGGAGGACCAGAAAGAGGAGGAUGAACCAAAAAAAAGUGCAGACAUAGACAUGCAUGACAAUGACAAGGUGAAUGAGAAGACUAGUGAAAAUAAUGAUAAACCAGAGAAAAAGUUAAAUGGAGCGAGUAAGAAGAAAGAAAAGGAGGAUGAGAAAGAAGAGGACGUAGGCAAAGUGGUGAAGAAAGAGAAAAAGAAAGUAGAAAAGGUGGAUGAGAAAAAAGACAAAAGCAGCCCUGAAAGAGUGGUGAAGAAAGAGAAAAAAACAGAAGAAAAGAUGGAUGAGAAAAAGAAAGACGUAAGCAGCCCUGAAAGAGUGGAGAAGAAAAAGACAGAAGAAAAAGUGGAUGAGAAAAAGAAAGACGUAAGCAGCCCUGAAAGAGUGGAGAAGAAAGAGAAAAAGACAGAAGAAAAGGUGGAUGAGAAAAAGAAAGACGUAAGCAGCCCUGAAAGAGUGGAGAAGAAAGAGAAAAAGACAGAAGAAAAGGAGGGAUCAGCCAAGAAGAAACCUAUCAGCAGUUUUUUUGCCCCUAGAAAAGCAGCAGUGAAACUGGAAAAAGAGGAGCAGAAGGAGGGGGAGAAGAAGAAGGCUGGAGAGACCCCUGCUAUCUUCGAACAGAAAGACAAGAAAAGUGAAAAGGGGGUGGAGUCUGCUGAUCAGAGCCAAUAUGAUCCUUCAAGAGCAAAUUACCAUCCCAUUGACCACGCCUGCUGGAUGAGGGGACAAAAGGUGCCAUAUUUGGCUGUCGCCCGCACCUUUGAGAAGAUCGAAGAAGAUUCAGGCAGGUUGAGGAAUAUCGAAACACUUUCUAACCUUCUGCGCUCUGUAAUUCUGCUCUCGCCAGAUGACCUGCUGUGUUGUGUAUACCUGUGUCUGAACCAGCUUGGCCCAGCGUAUCAGGGUCUGGAGCUGGGCAUUGGUGAAACCAUCCUGAUGAAAGCUGUCGCUCAAGCAACAGGGCGACAGCUGGACAAAAUCAAGGCGGAAGCUCAGGAGAAAGGAGACCUGGGAUUGGUCGCAGAGAGUUCACGCAGCAACCAAAGAAUGAUGUUUGCGCCGGCCAGUCUGACGGCAAGUGGCGUAUUUAACAAACUGAAGGAGAUUGCCAACAUGAGCGGAAACUCUGCAAUGAAUAAGAAGAUCGACAUUAUUAAAGGCCUGUUUGUGGCGUGUCGUUUUUCUGAGGCCCGCUACAUUGUGAGGUCAUUGGCAGGGAAGCUGAGAAUCGGAUUGGCUGAGCAGAGCGUUCUCGCAGCGCUCAGUCAGGCUGUGUGUCUGACGCCCCCAGGCCAAGAGUUUCCACCCGCUGUGUUGGAUGCUGGUAAAGGAAUGAGUACAGACAGCAGGAGAGCUUGGCUGGAGGAGAAAGCACUGAUCCUGAAACAGACAUACUGUGAGAUGCCCAAUUAUGAUGCCAUUCUUCCUGUCUUACUAAAAGAAGGCAUAGAUGAACUGCCCAAUCAUUGCAAGCUCACCCCAGGUGUGCCCUUGCGGCCCAUGUUGGCCCACCCAACUAAAGGGGUCAGUGAGGUAAUGAAACGAUUUGAUGAGGCUACUUUCACCUGUGAAUAUAAAUAUGACGGAGAGCGAGCUCAGAUCCAUAUUCUUGAAAACGGGGAGGUGCGCAUCUUUACGAAUCAAGAGGACAACACGAGCAAAUACCCGGAUAUUAUCUCUCGGAUACCACAGGUGAAAAAAGCAAGUGUACGCUCCUGUGUUCUAGAUUCAGAGGCGGUGGCCUGGGACAGAGAAAAGAAACAGAUUCAGCCAUUUCAGGUUCUUACCACACGUAAGAGAAAGGAUGUGGACGCGUCUGAGAUCAAGGUUCAGGUGUGUGUCUACGCCUUUGACCUGCUCUACCUGAACGGAGAGUCUCUGGUACGAGAGCCUCUGAGCAAACGCCGGGCUCUGUUACGAGAGAGUUUUGAGGAGAAAGAGGGCGAGUUUGUCUUCGCGAAAUCCCUGGACUCUGACAAUACAGAAUGUAUCGCCGAAUUCCUGGAGCAGUCUGUACGAGAUUCCUGCGAGGGUUUAAUGGUGAAAACGUUGGAUAAACACGCGACAUAUGAGAUUGCCAAACGCUCUCACAACUGGCUCAAGCUAAAGAAGGAUUAUCUGGAGGGUGUCGGGGACACUGUAGAUCUGUGUGUGAUUGGAGCUUAUCUGGGAAAGGGAAAGAGAGCAGGCAGCUAUGGAGGAUUUUUACUGGCCUGUUACGAUGAGGAAAACGAGGAGUUCCAGUCUGUCUGCAAGAUUGGAACGGGCUUUAAAGAUGAAGAUCUGGAGCAACAUUACAAUUUCUUGAAGGAGCACAUUUUACCUAAACCACGUCCGUAUUACCGCGUGGACCAAUCGGCAGAACCGGACGUUUGGCUGGAGGCGGUGCAAGUGUGGGAGGUGAAAUGUGCUGACCUUUCACUGUCGCCGGUCUACAAAGCAGCCAUGGGAUUGGUGGACCCAGAGAAAGGGAUUUCGCUCCGUUUUCCACGAUUCCUCAGGAUCAGAGAUGACAAAAAACCAGAAGAUGCCACCACAGGUUCACAGAUUGCUGAUCUCUACAAGAAACAGCAACAGAUUCAAAAUCAGGGUGACAAACCUGACCUGGAGGACUACUAUUGAAUCCUCUCUGAUUGGUUUCUGUUGUCCUUAUUCCGAAUGGCCCGUGGAUCGUUUCAAUACUUGGUUGCCUAUUAAAAUGUGCCCAUUAAAUUUUUUUAAUACUGUGAUAUUGUAAGAUUUGAUGAAAAUUGAACUAAUAAUGUAAAUAGUCUUUCAAAUAAUUGAUAGAGCUGAAAUAAACACUUGCUUUUCACAAAA
Messenger RNA from Misgurnus anguillicaudatus (oriental weatherfish), 3561 nucleotides. The record is from RefSeq and is a predicted model, not a curated record. NCBI's taxonomy places the organism in Eukaryota, Metazoa, Chordata, Actinopteri, Cypriniformes, Cobitidae.